AUGCCUGCCAUCCUCUUAAUUUACAGUGCCACUAAUUUCAGUGAUAUUUGCAUACAUGCAAUUGAGCGCAAGAGAGCAUUUAAACUAGACAGUGCAACUCCUGCAGUGAGAGCUGCCAACGCAAUUCAGCUCUGGCCUCCUCACAGUGUCCAAAUGGAAAGUGACAGGAAGCCUUCCUACAAUUUGACAUGGCAGCUCCAUAAUGUCUCUCAUUACUUAGAAGGGCAGCUGGAGUACGAAGUAGCUUACAAAAAGCCAGAUGAUCCUGAUAAGGCUGACACAAUCCUGCCCAUUACUUAUGAUCAGCAGUGGAUAGAAAUUGAGAAUCUUUCUCCUGGCACAGAGUAUGAGGCGGCUGUUCGUGUCAAGGUGCAAGAUUACAGUAGUUACAAGAGCAUAUGGAGCCACUGGAGUACAACGUUAAAGUGGAGGACUUACCCAAAAGUUCCUCUAGCCUUUGGCAUCAGUUUGAUCUCCGUCUUCCUCAUUGUCGCUGUCUUGCUGGUCAAAACACGGACACCAAAAUGGCUUCAGAAGGUGCUGAAGAUCCAUUUACCAGACCCAGUCAAGUUCUUCCCAUCUCUCACGGCUGUCCAUGGAGGAGAUGUUCAGAAGUGGCUGUCCUCUCCGUUGUCCAUGGAUUCCUUCCACAUCACUGCUGCAUCCCCAGAUGUCUCUGUGCUUGAGGUACUGCAGAAAGGCAGCCAGGAUCCUUGCCUCCUCCUUCCCAAGGAUUGUCUUACUCCUAUGGAUGCUCCAGAGACCAGUGGGCAUUCCUUAUCCAGUUGUUUUGUCAACCGCGGCUACUUUUUCUUCCACCACCUUCAUUCCCUUGAGAUUGAGCCCUGCAAGGUGUACUUCACAUAUGACCCCAUUGCUCAAGAAAACAGUGGCAGUGAGGAUGGUGACUCCUACCAAGCACUCCACACAACAGGGAGUCACCUGCCAUUGCCUUCCUACAGCCUCGUGGGGAGCCAAGAGGGUGUUUCACUGCUGCCAGAAAUGAAGGAACCAACUCAGAAGGCUCAUCAGACCAUCAGCCCUCCAUCCAUGGGGAGAUCCCCACCUGCAUCGGCAACAGAACAGGGUGAGACCCAGGAAGAGAGCGAAGCCAUUUUUCCAGUCUCCAUUUCUCUGCAUCAGUCUCCCAUGGGUAUUUCAAGUGUCCACAAGCAUCCUAACAGCAAUGCUAAUGAGACAGAGGCAAUUACAAAUGUAGCAACUCACACCAGUUCUAUAGGAGAGAAUGCACCUUCAUUUCUCCAGCCUCUGAUUCUGAGUCCAGGCAAAGCCAGUGACGUCUGCAGAAGUGAAUCCUCUAGCCAGGUCCCUAACUCUGAGGCCUACUUGUCCUUGAGAGAGCUCCAGAGCCAAUACAGCCAUCAGUCUGUCUGA
Gekko japonicus is the source of this 1395-nucleotide messenger RNA. It is a transcript of the gene IL2RB, whose product is annotated as interleukin 2 receptor subunit beta. Gene Ontology annotation, cellular component: external side of plasma membrane; membrane. The transcript is spliced from 6 exons. NCBI's taxonomy places the organism in Eukaryota, Metazoa, Chordata, Lepidosauria, Squamata, Gekkonidae. Gene Ontology annotation, biological process: immunoglobulin mediated immune response; cytokine-mediated signaling pathway. The record is from RefSeq and is a predicted model, not a curated record. Gene Ontology annotation, molecular function: protein binding; cytokine receptor activity. The coding region runs from base 1 to 1395 and encodes 464 amino acids.